Molecule: messenger RNA, 576 nt
Organism: Lactuca saligna
Lineage: Eukaryota; Viridiplantae; Streptophyta; Magnoliopsida; Asterales; Asteraceae
Source: the annotation of a GenBank genome assembly
AUGGAGGAGAAGAGGGUGCUGGAGGGUCCAGUAGAGGAAGUUAGUAGGCUACUUGAGGGGGAGGGCAUGAGGAGGAAGGUUGUGGAGGAUGAUUUCAAGUGGUUGCUCCAGAAUGGUGUUUUCCAAGUGGUGGAAAAAGCGGUUGAGUGCGCCAAUGUUUCCCUAGGUUUAAGGUGUAUGAAGGCAGCUUGCAUCACUGCCGGGGUUGAGGGUGGUAAGCAGGUGAUUAGGGAGCAGAUUUCCACCGAGAAAUUCAUGUCUGACGAGCCGAGUACCCUUCUGGAGCAUACUCAGGUAAUGCAUGAGAAUGUGAAGUUUCUCUUGGAGAAUGAUUUUGCCUCCUACCUCCACCUUGGUGAGCUUGACAUGGAGGGUCUCCGUCAGCUGUGGAGUGAUCUAGAUGCCGAAGAUCUUUAUAGUUCCGGGUGGACUGCCUUCCUGGGAGUGACCUUUAGAUCAUCUUAUCUCAUGGUGCCUUCUGCCUGGUUCUUUUGUUUCUUCUUUGUCACAACCGCCAUAUUUCCUUGUGUAGUGUUGUUUGGGGCUUUAUAUGGUGGGAGUUCAACCCGGAGGUGA